This is a messenger RNA of Megalobrama amblycephala (Wuchang bream), 2196 nucleotides long. It is a transcript of the gene ca6, whose product is annotated as carbonic anhydrase VI. Bases 140 to 1720 code for a protein of 526 amino acids. Gene Ontology annotation, molecular function: zinc ion binding; carbonate dehydratase activity. Lineage: Eukaryota; Metazoa; Chordata; Actinopteri; Cypriniformes; Xenocyprididae. The record is from RefSeq and is a predicted model, not a curated record. The transcript has 10 exons.
CAAUACGUCAAAGCUUCUCUAAAUGACCAUGUUACUACACGCCUUUGGCAUUCUGGGUGUAAACCGUUGCAAUCAAUGUCACUCUCAGCACCUCUUUACAAUCCUGUGAACGAGGGAAGAGACUGAGCGCACUCUGAGCAUGGAGCUGUUUGUAGUCCUGUUAUACGCCGGUUUGGUGAAUUUCGCGUCGGCUGGAAUAGAUGGAGAAAAGUGGACAUAUUCAGAAGGAGAACUGGAUCAGAAGCACUGGGCAGAAAAGUUUCACGAGUGUGGAGGCAACCAACAGUCACCCAUUGACAUACAGCGACGCAAAGUGCGUUAUAAUCCGCGAAUGCUGCAGCUCGAGCUGACAGGAUAUGAGGACAUGCGCGGUAGCUUUCUUAUGAAGAACAAUGGACAUUCUGUGGAGAUUCAGCUGCCAGGCACUAUGAUGAUUACCAAGGGGUUUCCAGACCACUACACUGCUGUCCAAAUGCAUCUGCACUGGGGAGGCUGGGACUUGGAGGCCAGUGGAUCAGAGCACACAAUGGACGGCAUCCGCUACAUGGCAGAACUUCAUGUGGUCCACUACAACUCUGAAAAGUACAGUAGCUUCCAAGAGGCCAAAGAUAAACCAGAUGGUCUUGCAGUUUUAGCAUUUUUUUAUGAGGAUGGGCAUUUUGAGAAUACAUACUACAGCGAUUUUCUUGCAAACCUGGCAAACAUCAAGUAUGCAGGUCAGUCCAUGAAUAUCACGAACUUGAACGUACGCUCCAUGCUCCCAGAGAACCUCAGUCACUUUUUCAGAUAUCAAGGCUCUCUCACCACACCGCCGUGCCACGAGAGCAUUCUGUGGACAGUAUUUGAAACGCCCAUCACCCUCUCGCACAAUCAGAUCAGGAAAUUGGAGAGCACAUUAAUGGACCAUGAAAAUAAGACCCUGUGGAACGACUACCGCAUGGCCCAGCCUCUGAAUGACAGAGUGGUGGAGUCCUCUUUCCUCCCACGCCUGGGCAAAGGAGGAAUUUGCCGUCAAGAGGAGAUUGAGGCUAAGCUUAAAAGGAUUGAGAGCCUUAUUGUGUCACUGGACAAAAAAACGGUUCCAGGACCAUCAUCUACAAGUACAGGCCCGCAACCUCUGUCUCCACUGGUCCUGUACUUCCCAGCAAAGAAUAUGGAGACUUACGCCUUGGUGAACUUGUCCCACCCCAUGAACCUCCAAUCCUUCACAGCCUGCAUGAACGUCCGUAUCCCACCCAUACAAGACCUCACUGUGCUGUCUUACUCCACUUCACAUGACAACGAGCUCAUGAUCACACUGGGCUCUGAAGUGGGUCUCUGGAUCGGAGAGGAGUUUGUUAAUUUACCAUUUGAACGUCAAUCCCACGACUGGACAAACUACUGCUUUACCUGGGCGUCACAUACCGGAGGGGCUGAACUGUGGGUGAACGGACUGGUCGGGGAUGAACGCUACAUCAAGGCAGGCUACACCAUUCAAGCUGGAGGAAAACUCAUUCUGGGGAAGGACCAAGAUGGCUUUUUGGGGAUCUCUGAUACCGAUGCUUUUGUAGGCCAUAUGACCGAUGUAAAUGUAUGGGAUUAUGUGCUGACUGCGGCAGAGAUUGGGGAGCAAAUGGUUUGUGAUAAUGGCAAGAUGAAAGGGAAUGUCCUGAGCUGGGGAACCACUCAGCUCAGUCUGUAUGGAGGAAUUCAGCUGCAGGCUGAGCAGGUUUGCCACUGAGUGAGAGAAAGAAAGAAAGAGAGCACCACAGACUCAGAAACGAAUGUCAAUAUCAGCAAUAUUAGCUCUGCCAACUUGAAAUGUAUACUCUCCCAGGGGAAUAACGGCAACUUCAAUGGCAACUUAAAAUUCUGUUAUCAUUUACUCUCCCUCGAGUUGCUCCAAACCUGUAUGUAUUUCAUUCUUCUGCUUUUGAAGAAUAUGGGUAGCCAAACAGUUGAUCGGCCCCAUUGACUUUUUUAUUGACUUCAAAUAUCUUCUUUUAUGAUAGCAGAAAGAAAUUCAUACAGGUUUGGAACAACUUUAGGGUGAGUAAAUGAUGACAGAAUUUUCAUUUUUGGGGUGAACUAACCCUUUAAAGCUAAAAGAUGUUUUAUUAUUAUUUUAGAUGAAAGCAUUUCAAUGUUUUUUUUUACCCAAUUGAAUAAUGUGAAUCAUAUCCGAAGAAUUUCAAUAAACAAUAUUUGCAUUCUUAA